CUAGUCAAUUACAACCAGUUGUAUUAAGAUGAUAAUGUGCAGGUGGGUCAGGCACUUGACUCUCGUGACAUUGGCCCUAAAAGCAUAUGGGAACACGAACACGGCUAAUAAUCCAGAGUUACAGCAGACACGAGACAUAGAGGAGAUAAAGUCACAGUCGAUAGUGCUAGUAGUACUGAAUAAUGAAGACUUAGCAACAUCGAGUGAGGUACAUAUAGAGAGAGUAAUUGAAAUGGAAUCAGUGAUAGAUUCAGGUUCAGAAACAGAGAUAUACAUAGAGACAAAUCAGAGCGUAAUAGAGAAUGUGGCAGACAGUAUGACAGAGAAUGUAACAGACGGUCAGUCAGAUAGCCGGGAAAACAGUCCGACAGAUCAGAGGUCACACUCUCUGUCACAUAGUCAGCCCCAUAGUGAAGAGGAUCUCCAAUUGGAGGAGGCCACUGAUAACAUAAGUGGAGUUGACACAACUACCACAACCACAAGUACAACCACAACCACAACAACCACAACAACCACAAGUACAUCUACAAGUACUCCUACGAGUGAAACAGAAACUCCAAUUGCAAAUGAAUAUGCUACUUCAACAACCGCUUCAGUGGCCUCAAUAUCUUCACACCUCUUCAAUAAGAGACUCAAUUUUGAUAUCCACUCCAACUCGAACUCGAACUCGAACUCCAACUCCAACUCCAACUCCAA
Scheffersomyces amazonensis is the source of this 696-nucleotide messenger RNA. RefSeq lists its product as uncharacterized. Lineage: Eukaryota; Fungi; Ascomycota; Pichiomycetes; Serinales; Debaryomycetaceae. The record is from RefSeq and is a predicted model, not a curated record. The transcript is spliced from 2 exons. The annotation marks the transcript as partial.